Molecule: messenger RNA, 1965 nt
Organism: Rhizoctonia solani
Lineage: Eukaryota; Fungi; Basidiomycota; Agaricomycetes; Cantharellales; Ceratobasidiaceae
Product: cbinuclein conserved middle domain
Exons: 10
Coding region: 1-1965 (654 amino acids)
Source: RefSeq, a predicted model, not a curated record
AUGGCCUCGUCGGACCACGAGAUGCAGGACGCUCCCCGGACUGCCAUCCUCAUCUCUUCAAGUCUGCCUACUUCCCGCGGAUCAAGUCCGACUGCCCACUCGACACCCGCAAGGGACCGGGACAUUCUCUCCCUCAGCAAUUUGCUUUCUCGACAACACACCGACGACGACGGCGCCACCACUGACCACGACCACGACCACGACCACGACCACGAUCAUGCCACCGUCGACCCCCCAACCAGCGCCUCUGUCACUCCGCAGACCACGCCCGUCACCGCACCCACCGAGCCUGGUCCCGAGCCAAAGCCCAAGAAGAAAAAGCGCCGGGUCUCGAGGUCGCCGUCCCCGCUCCCUGCACCGCCUCCCCCUAUGCUCACCGUCCGCCUCGAGUGGAAUCUGCCCAAACCUGGCACCCACGAGCACAACGAAUCCUAUGCUAUCAAUGUCCGCGACAUGGCACGGGAGAGCGGCCAGCGACAUGCGACACCCAUCCCUACUCGUCGCAUCGACGACUAUUCGGACGACGACGGCGUCAAGGGGGAUACGUCCGCCGUUGAAGGCGCAGGCAAGGAGAUCAAGAAGAAGCGCAGAAAGAGGAGGGAGGAAGAGACCGAGUACGAUUUGAGCGAUGCCUUUAUUGAUGAUUCCGACCUUCAACGCGAUUCGAGGACCCAUUUUGCCCAGACCAAGCAGCAGGGAUUCUAUGUUAGCAGCGGAGAAGUUGCCCUCGUCAAGGACAAAACGGUUCCUAAGCCUCGUAAACGAGUUUCCAACGCCCCAUCCAAGCCCCUGUCCAAAGUUGCCGCGACCAAAGCAGCAGCCCAGCGCGCUGCGUCCAGUUCAGUGGCAAAUGCAUCCUCCGCAACAGCAGGAGCAGGAGCUGGGGCAGCGAACACGUCGACCGCAACAGCUGGAAACACAUCUACACUCAGCGUCUCCAUCCUCGCCGCUGCCCUUCCCCAACCCCAACCGAUGCUCACGGUUGGCGCACCCGUCUACCCACGCACGCCCACUCCGCCCAGCUCGGGUGCUCAAACACACAGUGCCCAGUCGUUGCCGCCCAUCUCCACCCCGUCCAACGAUCCUGGUUUCAAGCCCAUGUCGAGUUUUGCGCCCGAGGCGAGUCCGAUGGAUGGGAAUACGAGUCUGGGAAUGAAGAGGCAACGGACAGAGACAAAUGGUGUUGGAAACGUGACGACUCCUGUGGGCGGGAAGAAGCCCAGAAAGACAUUGGUGGAUACGAGGCUGAAAGAGCUGCAUGAAGAGAUCAAGACUUAUUCUUGGGAAAACAAAGCCAAGUUCCCCCCGAACCUGAAGCCUCGUUUGACGACUGUCGCGCUAGAAGCGCUUAAACUGGGCGAAUACAAUGAAAACUUCUUCAAUUACUUGCCCAAGAUUUUCCCGUACAACCGGUUUACGAUGCUCAAACUCACUCGUCGGUUAAUGUACAAAGAUCAUAGUGAAAUACUACGGAAACGGGGUGAAGAGCUUUUGGUCGAGUUGAAGCAGCUCGUUGAUCAGGGAUUGCCCGACCAAGAGAGGUUGCAUGCGGAUGCUAUCAAAGCCUGGGAAGUAUCCGUGUUUGCUAAAUGGCAAGAAGAAUACACGCAGGCGUUGGCGAACCAUGUGCCCCAGGAACAGCUACCACCUAAACCUGACAUCCCGCCUCCUCCUAAACGCUACAAAUGGAACGACGCGAUCAAGGAGAAUGUGUGGCAGCAAGUGUGCCUGUGUAACGAGUCGGCGGCGCUGGCAAACGAAGCUCAUGGAUUCGACCAGAACCUUGCUCCCAAAACGAGCGAACAGUCUCUCCGGAAGAGCUUGUACCAAAAGAUUGUAGGCGUGUUCCCCGAGGGAUGGCUGAAUAGUAAUUUAAUUUCGAGAGAAGUCUCGGAGAUGAAGCGUAAAGAAAAGAAGGUGGCAGACGCAGGCGAAGGAGAUGACGAAGACGAGGGGCAUGCAUAG